Zychaea mexicana is the source of this 905-nucleotide messenger RNA. RefSeq lists its product as uncharacterized. The transcript has a single exon. The record is from RefSeq and is a predicted model, not a curated record. The coding region runs from base 178 to 783 and encodes 201 amino acids. NCBI's taxonomy places the organism in Eukaryota, Fungi, Mucoromycota, Mucoromycetes, Mucorales, Lichtheimiaceae.
AUCGCAUCCUGCGCUUUGCUGGAGGCACGACGAUACUUUGCACUGGAGCCUUGAACCGAGUCCGCCUCACCUUUUUCUGAGAAGUUGGAGGUAUCACAUUCAUUUGUGGUGACAGCAAACCCUUACACACCUUUCAUUCUUGGGCUCCAUUUCAUUGUUAAGGCAAAUGCUGUCCCUAUGGCAAGGAAAAAUCUGCUUCUAUUUUCGGACCCGAGAAAUGAUGGGAGGGCAGAAGACGUGCUGAUAACUACCCACGAAGGCUUUGGGAGAUCAGACUGGAUGCCCAACACCAGCGAGGGGCCGAACUUCGAAGAGGACAAACCUGAUCUGAUUCCUGUGUCCGUGGUCGAGCAAACAGGCGAUGCCAAGGCAAUUGCAGAACGAAAGACCUUGAAGUUGGGCCCUAGUGAAAUCAAAAUACUAGAGUUUAAAGCUGACGCGACAGGUGGACAAUACAUUGAACCUGCAUUGGGUGCCGUGUUGCAAGGAAUCUAUGUCAUGCCGACAUCAUGGACAGACCAAAAGGGUACUAUCACGACGGUAGCUGUCAGCCUAUCAGGCGAAAGCGCUCAGGUCGAACCUGGCGAACUCAUUGCUACCAUCACUGCCACCGAGUUCCCAUACCAAGGAAUCGCGCUGCAAAACGGCGAGGAAGUGGUAAAACAUUUGGGCUCGCUACUAUACCACCCCUGCCCAUACCUGCCCAUACCUGCCCAUACCUGCCCAUACCUGCCCAUACCUGCCCGUACCUGCCCGUACCUGCCCGUACCUGCCCGUACUUGAGCUUAAAACACCACUGACAAGGUGGAAUCCGUUUACGAAAAACGAAUGGUCAAGAGGAAAGUGGUACUUUUGGAAACCGGAGAAUAGCGGGAAAAAAAAACAUCCUACUUGCAAUACCAGCG